AUGGAGCGCUCCGUAGCUACCCAUGCCCAAGGCGAAGAAGCACACGGUCACCACCAUUCACCCAGUAUCGACCACUUCGUCCAUAUAUUUCUAGACAACACAAAGAAUCGGUUCGGCGAGUCCUCGGUCGAGGUAGUAACCAUCAAUGCUAUCCUCAGCACAUUCCGAAGUGGAGACAUAUCCAAGCGGGACGCUCUCUCGUCUAUCACACUCACGCUCAGAGAUCAAGAGGAUCUCAAGCAGGAUUUGAUGAAUGUCCUCUACCACCAAGAUGCCAAAUGGGGCGCCGGAGACUUCGAUUUCGAUCAGCUCAUCACGCUACCUUCUCCCCAGUCCAUGCAGCCUACCCACGAGCCUUGGUUACGCUUACCCCCGAUUACCUCGUUAUGGUAUCCAGAACAUCAGGCUGCCCGGUCAAUCAACCCAGCCAUGCUGAACAACUACGGUGGACCCCCGAAUUUUGGAAAUCAAGAAUAUCGAGAGCCUGUCUAUGCGCAACGUGGAUACGGCAAUUGGCAGCCGCCUUACAUGAGUGCAAGUUACGAUGCCGAUAUGAGCGCUAUACAUGAAGUCUUUGGCAUAGACGCCAGCCCAUCUGUACUAGGCAAUCCGUUCGCAGUACCUAUCGGCCAAGGCGCCAUCGACAUGCCUCCACCAUCUACGAAGCGCAGAAGUCGAGGAUCCAUCGCUCAAGUCAAAGCUGAACAACAGCACGGUGGAGACACUGCCAAGGUCCCGGGCCUCUCGACGCCUCCAGCCUCAAUUACAACAGAAGCGCCAGUCGCACACGGACCUAAGAGUACACAGUCCAGUGAGAUGAAGACAGCCGGGGACUGCUCAGAAGGGGACCGGUUCGUUCACAGCAUCUGUGGCAAAGGAUUUGCGAGCCGAGCAAAAGUCAGGAAGCAUCAUUGGGGAGCUAAGAACAACGAUGUCCGAACGAAGACUGGUUGCUGGGCGAAGCAUAAGAAGCCAAACGUGAGUUGGGACGAGCACCCUAGCUGUAAAGAGGAAGCGCCGGCACCGCGCGCAGUUAAGAAAAGCCCUUCGCAGUCCACGUUGAGGCCGAAGGAUUCCGGACACGCAGCCCCUGGAGUUCCUACGAUGAUACCCCGCUACAACACAAUCGAGGGUUUUCCGACUCUCCAAGAUCUUCCGCAGACUGUAGCACAAGCACUUGGUCCAUGGACUCCGACUCGACAUAGUUUGGAGAACGUAGGGCCCUACCAUUCGCAUCGAGUCCCUGUCCGGGGUAGCUUUGAGACGCUGUUGAGCGCGGUCAAUGUCGCCUCCCGAAUUGAUGCGCCAAAACCAGAGGGACGCAACGACUCUGUAGUCUCUCACCUAGACGCUCAAGCGGUCGCUGCGGAACACGAUAGACAAUACAAUCCAGCCUGGCUCGAAGCUUCUCAUGGAGGCGAUGAUGGUGGCUUUGCGUAUGGUCGUUCCCCAAUCGUGGCCAACGCACUAGGCAUCAGCUAUUUCAACGAAGGGGUGCAGGUGCCGUCGGGUAUGGCUUCUAGUUCACAGAUGGGAGAAGGUGGAUAUGCUUCUACUUUUGAUUCCAACCACGAGCACAUGUCCAAUGCCUCGAAGCGCGAUCGAACCAUGUUCAGAUCAUCCAUCUCCCCUGAUGCCGAGACGAAGAUGCCGAAGUUUUAG
Cucurbitaria berberidis CBS 394.84 is the source of this 1662-nucleotide messenger RNA. RefSeq lists its product as uncharacterized. The record is from RefSeq and is a predicted model, not a curated record. NCBI's taxonomy places the organism in Eukaryota, Fungi, Ascomycota, Dothideomycetes, Pleosporales, Cucurbitariaceae. The transcript is spliced from 3 exons. The coding region runs from base 1 to 1662 and encodes 553 amino acids.